Molecule: messenger RNA, 2171 nt
Organism: Haliotis rubra (blacklip abalone)
Lineage: Eukaryota; Metazoa; Mollusca; Gastropoda; Lepetellida; Haliotidae
Exons: 4
Coding region: 391-1485 (364 amino acids)
Source: RefSeq, a predicted model, not a curated record
GACUGCCUCUGUUUUGUACACUCUUAUUCCUAAUGUACCAUGUGUGUCUCAGCAAGGAACUGGGACGUGCCUUGCUACAAUGUGCUGUCCAGUGCAGCCUCAAGGAACAGUGUACAGUCACCACGUGUUGUGAUAAAGAAGCUGGUAAAGACAGACGGAUGAACGCUUGUUUUGAUGUAAGAAUUGUAUGGCUGAACCGCGAAUCUUUGAUGGCAAUCUACCAUGUCAGUCCUCACUCUGAAGCCGACAUUGAUAAGAUGACCUAAAAAUACCCCAUGUCUAUACAACUGGCAUGGGCAACGCUGUGAUAAACAUGGUUUCAGUGAUAAGAAGAUCCCAUUGUCGGACGCUCCCGAAAACAAGUCUUUAGCUAACAACGUGCUCCAUUACAUGAUGUCGAAGAUUGAACUGGGCAGUGUAUUUAACGACGAUACAGUUGCCAAGACGACCAAGCCAAACAAAGCUCCGAGUUUCUACAAGCACAGGCACUCUUCCACCGACUACCGCGUGGGAUGCACUAGGUACUCAGGUUCUCAGAUAAUCGCUUGUUCUGCCAGAGAGUGGACCUUGGAUGACCAAACUGAAACGAGAGCGCCAAAACUGAACAGUGGUUGUAAGUGUCCCUUACCUGGUGCAGAAAAUGCUCAUGGCGAUAGGUUGUUCGUAAACUUUAAAUCGCGUAGAAUCAGUGUUUAUGACAAUAGUAAAAGCAGGUUUGUCACAUUGGGCUAUUUUUCCAAGCGUUCAGACUUUAGUCUCCUAGCUUUUGAUGCAGAAGAUUGUGUCGUCGUUACCUACAAACACGACAGUGAUGCAGAUUAUGAGGAAGAUUCUGGCCCAGAUGUCAACAUGAUACAAUUAUUCUGUACAGAUGGCUCUAAGCCAAGGCGGUUAGUCACUGGUGCAUUUUGUGGAAUGUACUAUGACCGAUACACCAACUUUUUGUACUAUAUACAGCAAGUCAAAGACAGGUUUGAGCUGAUGUCAAUGAACAUUGCAGGAGACGAACCUAUUUUAAUAGCACCUUUACAUGAAUGUCACUGUCCGAGGGAUUUACAAUAUGUCGCUGGUGACCCAGUCACCAAGGUCAUUGUGUGGCUUUCAUCAUAUGACAAGGGUAAGUCCAAAGUUUCCUACGCUGAAUACACUGGAUCUAAACCUGUCACACCCACCAUCUUGUACGAAGUGCAGGGUGAACUGAAGCAACUCUCGAUUACAGGUGAUCUGCUUCUGUGGAUUAAUUACGACGAUAAUGCCCUGAGAUCCUACCAUCUAAUAUCGAAGACUGAAAAGUACGUGGCUAAAUGCCCAGGAAGGCUACUCUACGAGAAGCCAUCUACAAACACUUACAACAAGACGUUUACAUUUACAUGUGUAGAAAAAGUGAGGUACACAUAUCGCUCCCGAAUGACCAUGUACGACAUGCAAGGAGCUGAAGUUGACGAAUUUGUCCUCCCUUGUAGGGAUCCCCUAUAUGUGGGUUAGGAAAGUCCAAGUUAUCACUCCCAUUCCGAACGCAGGUCUUGAACGAUGCCAACUGAUGAAUAUUUAAGAGUAAUGCCUGGAUCCAAGUUUAACGCACGACUGCACAAUGUUACCAAGGACAAGAUGGAAGUUUCAAUACAUGUAGUAUUUCUUUGUGUAUUAUGUGUAAAUGUCGAAACUGUUUGAUCAGAAGUACAGCAUGCAAAACAUUUAUACUCGUUCCAUACUUGAUUUGGAUUUUCUAAUGAUUCAAGUUGAACUUACCUUUGACUCCCGUGAUAUGUUUUGUAACAUAGUUCUAUCAUUCCUGCUAAUUAAGAUGGUUCAUUCCCAUCGAGUAUCAACCAGUGACUAGCACAACGCCAUGUUUUAUCACCCACUUGUUACGUAUACCACGGUUGGUAGGUUAUGAACCUCACGUAAAAAUACUUAUGAAGAGUGAAAUAAUGUUUUUUAUAUAACGUCAUAACGGUAUAUGAAUUUGAUUGUGUCGCUAAGACAGGUCGUAAAAAUAACCAGGGCUCAGUAAACCUCUGGAAAAAGGACAAAAUGGAAACGUUGACUGGCACUUGUGGACUCAAGCUCGUAACAUAUAGAAACAUUGAAACACAAUGGCCAUUUAACCAGAAGAGCACAUGUCAUUAUUCCAUUUAACUUUGGUUCCAACGCAUCUUUUAUGCUCAUUA